Messenger RNA from Porites lobata, 1008 nucleotides. The record is from the annotation of a GenBank genome assembly. NCBI's taxonomy places the organism in Eukaryota, Metazoa, Cnidaria, Anthozoa, Scleractinia, Poritidae.
AUGGAGUUGCCUGCGCUGGGUCCCCCGGGGCCGGGUCAUAGGCCCUGUCCCUUGCCUGAUAUUUUACGCCUUCAUCUCUCCAGGUCUUUUAGCUUAGAAAAAGAAAUAUGCAAUUAUGUAACUGUUUGGCAAACGGAGUACUUAGGAGAAGACACCUACAAACAUCUGAUUGCUCUAGCCAGUAUCGAUUUAAUGGCAGCACUUCUGACGGUUCUACUAAACUCGCUGGUCAUUUUUGCCAUAGUAACAAGACGCCGAUUGCGGGACAACGCAACCAUAUUACUAGCCUGUUUAGCCGGGGCUGAUUUGCUUACAGGACUGGUUGCUCUCCCCAUUGCGUUCUCGGUAGAAUUGAAGCGGCUUCUUGAUGUUGGUCCAUUCUGUCCUUUAGAAAAGACGUAUGUAGCGGCCGUUGCGAUCGUCGGGUUUGCUUCGCUCAGUCAUCUGGUCGUGAUUAGCAUGGACCGAUUCAUUGCCAUUAAAUAUCCCUUGAAGUACCAGGACAUUGUCACAGUAAAGAAGAUAGUAAUCAGUAUUAUCCUAGCCUGGGCUAUCACACUUCUUGUGACAAUCAAUGAAACUGUUUUGGCUUCGAUAGACAGUGAAGGGAAAAUCUACUCACUUUUCUUUAACGUGACUUUAAUAAUAAAUCUUAUCAUCGUAACUUUCUUCCUUGCUGCCAUUUCACUCUCAUACGGUUACAUUUACUCAGAAACUCGCCGGCAGAUUAAGCGUCUCAACACCGAACAGCUACCUCAAGAAGAAAUUGAAAAAGUCAAAAAAGACCGCAAGGCAGCUACCACUUUGGCAAUCAUUCUUAUUGCUUUAGUGAUGACCUAUAUACCAAUAAUACUGGCUGCAGUUGCUGCUUCUCAAAACAGCAACGUACCGCCGCGUUUUCUAAUCAUCUUAACGAGCUGGGUACAAACCUGUGUUAUGUUGGGUUCUCUUUGUAAUCCUAUUAUUUACUGCUGGCGAAUGAAGAAGUUACGGCGCGCAUUUCUCGAC